Mycetomoellerius zeteki is the source of this 961-nucleotide messenger RNA. RefSeq names its product peptide deformylase, mitochondrial. NCBI's taxonomy places the organism in Eukaryota, Metazoa, Arthropoda, Insecta, Hymenoptera, Formicidae. Gene Ontology annotation, biological process: peptidyl-methionine modification; N-terminal protein amino acid modification. Gene Ontology annotation, cellular component: mitochondrion. The transcript is spliced from 3 exons. The record is from RefSeq and is a predicted model, not a curated record. The coding region runs from base 170 to 916 and encodes 248 amino acids. Gene Ontology annotation, molecular function: peptide deformylase activity.
UAUUGCCUCCGCUUAUAGUAAGGAGGCAGGAGCUAUUAACUAUUAAGAAGAAGAAGAAGGUUGGAAAACACAUCAAGAAUAAAAAUAUCAGUGUGAUAGAUAGUGGAUAAUCUCACUUUUGGAAUUUUAAAAAUAUUGCAUAUGCAGUUAUAUCCAAGCAUUGAAUACAAUGUUCCGAAUACAUCAUUUCAUUAAUAUAGCCUCGCGUGUCGUUGCCGUUAAAAGAAAUGGUGCAAGAUUCUUAAAUACGGUGAAUAUAUUCUUAAAAUAUAUUCUUAAAAUGAGAGAGACAAUCCAACAACCGUUGGGUAUGAAUUCCAAUGAGUUACCAUAUGCUCACGUUUGCCAAGUUGGCGAUCCUGUCUUGCGCGGUCAUGUCAUGAAGAUAGAACCUGAAGUUAUAAGAAUGGCAGACUUUCAAAAGAUAAUUACACAUUUGAUAAACGUUAUGCGAGUACAUCAGGCGUACGGUUUAGCUGGGCCUCAAAUCGGACUUCCCUGGCAAAUAUUUGCCAUCGAAUGCACGGAGGAGACUAUGGAGGAAGUCGGAAAGACUGUUAGGGAGACUCACGAAAUGAACGUCAUCCCGAUGACGAUUUUUAUCAAUCCUGAAUUAAAAGUUAUAGACUAUACACCCAUUACCCUUUACGAGGGAUGUGAAAGUAUUAAAGGAUAUAAUGCUGCUGUGCCGAGAGCCUACGAAGUGGAAAUUAAGGCAUUGAACGCUUCCGGCGAACAGUUCACGUGGAGAGCAUGUGGAUGGUCUGCUAGAAUAGCACAACAUGAAUACGAUCAUUUACAAGGAAAGCUGUACAUAGACAAAAUGGACGUAAGGACAUUUCAUUGUACGGCUUGGGAUGAAAUUAAUAAAAAUAAGGGCAAAAUGUACUUAAGUUAUUUGCCGACGAAGUAUUGAUUUGUGUAUGACACAUAUGAAUUAAUAUUUACAUUGAUUGAAAUA